AUGUUGUUCUUCCGAUGGCUGGCCAUCGCGCUCGGUGCUCAGUUUGCCCGAGGCGAAGAUCUGCCGAUGAAUGAGCGAUGUGUGACCGCCAUCUACAACGCAUACAACUACGUCUCCUUUGCAGGCGCCUUCAAGGGAAUGUGGGAUACUCGGUGCCAAAACCCCCUCAAAGUUGCAUCUAUAUAUGCAGCUAGUGAUGUGUAUUGCCGGAACCAGGAACGAACAAUUGGGCUUGCGCACCUGGCUACAUUGUGUCAAGAAUUCGGCCAUCGCGAGCUGCUCCCAAGAGAGGCCGUUGCGGAAAAUUUGACCAGAGAUGCCAUUCGUAAUAUGCGCACCGUUGCCUACUUGGAAGUAUCCAGAGCCGAAAUGCUUGACAGUCCGGUCCUUCUCUCUGCGUCUUACUUCAAUCGAAUGUUUAAUACAAUCGGCUCAUGGCAGUUUGAGACUUGGUCACAUCAUGCAUUUGGCUACAUUGGAUAUGUCUAUUGGGCCAUUGUAUUGAUAUGUGGAGCUGUCUAUCGAUUAUUCUGUUAUGCAUUUCAUCCCCGCAAAUUUCGAGGAGAGCCAGGCUUGGAAUCUCACGUGUAUCCCCGAUCUGGCAUCUGCCAUGUCUUACCAUGGGUGGAACGUGUCUUUCGUUGGCUCCAGACCCAUUUCAUUAUUCCUGCACCUGUUGCCGCAAAAGGCCGAAACUUGGUAGGUUUUACAUUCUCUAACCGGGCUGAGUCACUCGUGGUGGCAGGCUUUUGGCUCAUCAGCAUCGUCUUGAGCCUGGUGGGCUAUCGGACGUUUCCAGGAAAUAUUUACUGGCCUGAUAUUUCCAGCCAGAUCUUACGCUAUUCGGCUGACCGAACCGGUAUCAUGUCAUUUGCGAACUUCCCCUUACUGUGGUUGUUUGGCGGGCGAAACAACAUAUUGAUCUGGGCGACAGGAUGGAGCUUUUCUACCUUCAGCGUUUUUCAUCGCCAUGUUGCGCGGGUGGCUACACUACAGGGUGUAGCACAUUCAUUUCUCUACUGCGUGAUCAUCGUUCGAACCAAUAAACUAUGGAAAGACCUUUCAAAGUUAUAUAUACUAUGGGGCGUACUGGCGUUUUUUGUAAUGAUCCUGUUACUUAUCACCUCCUUGGGGCCAAUUCGAAUCGCGACAUACGAGGUCUUCUUGGUCACACAUAUCCUGUUUUCCGUAAUUUGCCUCAUUGGGUGCUUUUACCACACCAUAAUAUUCGAGGGGAACGAGUACUGGAAAUAUCUGUGGCCGUCUGUGGCCGUAUGGGCUAUCGACCGGGCUUUAAGAAUCGUUCGACUUUUCUGCUGCAAUAUUCACGUCCAGUUUUCCAGCCGCAAUAUUAUUCGUGGCUCCGAGAGCCGCAUGACAUAUGACGAAACAGCCGAUGUGAUUCGGCUCGAAGUGACGCCAGGUACCCGACUACAGUUCACUCCGGGUGACUAUUACUUCCUGUAUCAACCAUUUCGAUUGAAAGGCUGGGAGAACCAUCCUUUUACCGUCGGAGCCAUAUCAUACGAAGUCGGACAUGCACAGCAAUCAUCCCAAGCAUCCCGAGGGAAGCCGGACGACUUGUGGGACGCUUCUGAGCUGCCCCUCCUGUCCGAGACGCAAAGAAAAAAUAACGAGGAAACAACGGAGGAAUUCGCCCGAGAAGAGGACACUGCCCGGUUGAAGUUGAUUUUCUGGAUUCGCCCCUACGACGGCUGGACGCAGCAGCUGCGACAACAGUGCCUGCAUUGCAAGAGUCAGUCGGUGGAUGCAACAAUUCUAUUAGAGGGGCCUUACGGACACAACUUCCCGCUUUGGAGAUACGACUCGGUCUUGAUGAUUGUGGGUGGCACUGGAAUUGCUUCGGCCGUGCCCUAUCUCCAGGAUCAUCUCCGGCGAACUGGUGAAGCCCAGAGCCACAUCAAUGAGGAGACACGAAUUCGGGAUAUCGAGCUGAUUUGGACUGCAAGACAAUCGGCUCUGCUUUGUGAUAUCGCUAGCCGGGAGCUAGCCCCCGUUCUUGCGCGAGAGGAUUUCCAUGCCUCUUUCUAUACUACCGGUGCUUCUGUUGAAACUUUGCAGGAUCGUAACAGGCCCCGCUGUGUCAUUCGGACAGGCCGGCCUCAACUCCAGUCACUCAUCAUGCGCCGUGCCUGCGAUGCGUCCGCUGCCGGUGUAUCGCUCGUCAUUUUCGUAUGUGGCCCGGCCGAAAUGGCCGAUGAAACACGUGCGGCGACACAUCAAGCAAUGCGACAGGGCUACCGGUCGAUCAAAUAUGUGGAAGAGUCUUUCACCUGGUAG
This is a messenger RNA of Penicillium cinerascens, 2301 nucleotides long. RefSeq names its product ferric reductase family protein. Gene Ontology annotation, cellular component: plasma membrane. Lineage: Eukaryota; Fungi; Ascomycota; Eurotiomycetes; Eurotiales; Aspergillaceae. Gene Ontology annotation, biological process: iron ion transport; intracellular iron ion homeostasis; copper ion import. The record is from RefSeq and is a predicted model, not a curated record. The transcript has 7 exons. Gene Ontology annotation, molecular function: ferric-chelate reductase activity. Bases 1 to 2301 code for a protein of 766 amino acids.